AUGGUGACCCCACAAACCCCUGAAAACUUUGCACGGGAUGCACGGGAUGAAGUUAUCCCAACAAUCCCACCAGAACGCAGAACCCGGGGAAGAAAGGCCGGAGUAGAACAUAUACAAGCCCUAGUGGUCGAGUUUCCAUCUCUAAGCGACGGCAGCUCGAGUAGAGAUACGAGAGAUCAGAACAGAACAACAGGCGCUAAAAGAUCGAACACAAAGCUACAGGAAGAGAUUCAAGCACUCCGCGAACAGAUUGAGAACCAGGCCCACGACCCCAGAAGGAAUUGA
This is a messenger RNA of Aspergillus calidoustus, 285 nucleotides long. Lineage: Eukaryota; Fungi; Ascomycota; Eurotiomycetes; Eurotiales; Aspergillaceae. The record is from the annotation of a GenBank genome assembly.